Molecule: messenger RNA, 2358 nt
Organism: Drosophila ananassae
Lineage: Eukaryota; Metazoa; Arthropoda; Insecta; Diptera; Drosophilidae
Gene: Cog2
Product: conserved oligomeric Golgi complex subunit 2
Exons: 4
Coding region: 87-2213 (708 amino acids)
Biological process (GO): protein transport; Golgi organization; intra-Golgi vesicle-mediated transport
Cellular component (GO): COG complex; membrane
Source: RefSeq, a predicted model, not a curated record
AAUUUGGUCACACUAUUCAAAUAGCAAAUAUUGUUCGUGGCACAGUACGUAAAUAUUGUUAUUAAAUUUAAUUGACGACCUCAGCAAUGCAUGACACCGCCAUCAAGCCGGUUCACCUACCUGGCUCCACCAGCACCGCCGAAAAGUUGUGCUUUGACAAGAAUGAGUUCAUGAAGGCAAAUUUUUCGGUGGACGAAUUCCUACACAAGAAUCGCAAUGCUCCCAGUCUGGAGCAGCUGCGGGACAACCUGGGGCUCUACCUAAAGGGAUUGCGGGCGGCGAUGAUCGACCUGAUUAAUGAGGAUUACGCGGACUUUGUGAAUCUGAGCGCUAAUCUGGUUGGGUUGGACCAGUCCAUAGAAACGAUACAGCGCCCACUGGAGCAAUUCCGUACCGACAUCGAGAGCAUCCACAGCCUGAUUGACGAGAACGUGGCGGAUCUGCGGGCCCAGCUGGAGGAGAAGCGACGGCUGCGGGAGUUCAAGCGCAGCCUGCAAAGCCUCAAAAGAGUGUACGAGACGACCAGCAAGCUGCAGGAUCUUAUUGACCGAAAACUGAGCGACGAACAGAAAACGAUUGAAGCUGUUGACUUGGAGCGUGCUGCUUUGGAUCUAAUUCAGCUAAAGUUCCAUGAGAAGCACUGCUCCCAGCAUCUUAAUGCCGAACAGGAAUCGAAAAUCAAGCACCUGGAAAGACAGCUGCAUCAGCAUUUGCGACGGUUCUUCAACGAAGCGUUGGGCCACGCCCGCAACUCGAAUGCGGAGCACCUGGAGCGCUGCUUGCGGGUCUAUAUAACCCUUAAUGCGUGUUCCCAGGCAGAAAUAGCUUUCCGCGAGGACGUGGUGGCCCCGUAUAUGAGCAGUGUGAUUGGGGAGCAGCAGCUGCAGAACUCGCCACAGGGCUUGGCCGGCAUUUACAGCAAGAUACUAAAUUUCAUAUCCCUGCACAUGACGGACCUGCUCCGGCUCACUCUCUACUCGGAUAAGUUUCCCGGAUUCAAUUUUGUGGUGAACAGCUACUGGUCUGAUGUGGAAACACGACUCGAGCUGCAUAUGAAUUCCAUAUUUGCACCUGGAAACUCGGAGGUGUUCUAUGUGAAAUACAAAUGCACUCGCGACUUUCUCGGAAAGAUAGAGGAGAUCCUGGCAAGCAGCGGAGAAAAGGCAGUGACUUACUAUCGUCAGCACAAGCAAACAAAGAGUUUUGAAGCGCGCUGGAACCUUCCCGUAUACUUUCAAAUAUGCUUCCAGGAAAUCGCUGGAAAAUUUGAGGGAAAGUUGGAACCUGUCCUGCAGGACGACACACUCGUCGCAAAUCCCGACGAAAAAUCAUACAGACUGUCAUCCUUUAAUGCCGCAAAUGAGGCAAUGUCGCGCUGCUGGGCGGAGGGGGUUUACCUGCCAGAGGUUUUCCCCAAAUUUUACAAACUGAAUGUGCAAAUCGUGCUGCGUCUGUCCCGCUGGAUCACAGAUGCCAUAGCUGUUUCAAAGGGAGACAGUUUUGCAAAGUCCUAUUCGCGUCACCAACUGCUGAUUGCUCUGCACGCAGACAUCCGUAAAUUGGACGCCCAUCUGCCAGAUCUCCAGCGGUCGAUUGCCCACACUGUGCCUACAGAGCUGCGCACAAAAAUCUUUAGCGAUGUGCUGGGAAAGUCGAUGGGAGCUCUUGCCGACACCCUGAGCGCACAUUUGGCCAGCAUCCAAAAAACGCUGGUGGAGCUAUUGAUCGGGGAGUGCGAAACGGAGAACGUGCGUCAAGUGAAUGACUUGCCUCGCCUGUAUCGGAAGACCAACCGGGAAGUACCCACCCGCUGUUCCGCCUAUGUGGAUCAGAUGCUUCGUCCCCUGAAAACCUUUUCGCAGCAACAUGAAUCGCAGCUGGGAACUCUAGUGGUGGAGCAAAUCCUGUCAGAGGUUGCGAGUCAUAUCACAAAGGCGUACUUCGCCGUGGUAAGUGACGUUCUGACCUCCGUUCAGAAAACCGAAGAGUCCCUGCGGCGACUACGAAAUGUGAAGAGUGGCGGUUCUGCUCCAGUUUCAAACUCGGCCGUAAUGUCCGACGAUGAUAAGAUACGUGUCCAAUUGCGAGUAGAUGUCUCCUCCUGGAAGCAGGAACUCUCAAAACUGAACUUCCAAGCCACUCAGAUUGAAAAACUGGUGGAACUGACUAAUAUGGUGGAGGAUAGCAUCAAGCUAAAGGACACUAGUGCGUAGAGCUUCCCAAAGAGGUCACUAAACAUAUACACUUCACUUUAUUUUUGUUAAACGAUUUCUAAUCGAUUUAGGCACAAUUACAGAUUGUAUUAGGACUACGAAUUGUAAAUAAUAUUUAUAUCAUAUAUAAAUGCAUUAAAUUUCA